Messenger RNA from Xiphophorus maculatus (southern platyfish), 1326 nucleotides. RefSeq lists its product as uncharacterized. NCBI's taxonomy places the organism in Eukaryota, Metazoa, Chordata, Actinopteri, Cyprinodontiformes, Poeciliidae. Bases 11 to 1054 code for a protein of 347 amino acids. The transcript is spliced from 11 exons. The record is from RefSeq and is a predicted model, not a curated record.
UUCAUUCAUCAUGUUGCUCUCUGUGCUGCUGCUGUUGAUGAUAAUCAGCCAGACAGAAUCUGGUUAUUACGGUGCUGUGCUUUCAUACACCACUAAAGACGUACAAGGAGACAGAUUUACAGUUGUGGAACGUUUUAAGUUGAGCUUCAGCUCAUGUGAGGAGACUGAUUCAUGGUCUUGUUCUGGCUGUACGAAUGAGAUCGAUGAAAUCAGAGUUGAAUGGUGUCUGGGAGAGUUUACCGAUACCAAGAAGUUGACAGAUGCGGAUUUUGCCUCAUACUGGACUGGGUGGGUUGUGGGAACCUGGAUAGACAACAGAAACGACGCUUCAAAUGUACAAGCUAUGAUGCUUCGUGAGCUGAGAAAACGAUCCGACAUCAACAGAACAAACUCAUCACCUCAGACCAGCAUCAUCCCUGUUCUGAGAGUUCCCUCAAACUGUCAGAGGAACAUUGACCUGUUGACCUUUGACCCUAAUGGAGAUCAUGUUGGAUGCAGAUAUGCAGUUGACAUCCAGGAGUGCCACACCUGCACACCUCCACCUGUCCUCAGUCUCUCAUCAUCUUGUUCUCUAUCAUUCAGUCCAACCAGCAGCAGUGAUGAAGGUUCAUAUGGAGUUCAGAUGAUGAUGGAGGAUUUUCCCAGACAGACCAUCACUCUGACUGGUUACACUGGUUCAACAGCGUCGAUAAGCAACAGCAGUUCAAUGAGCAGAAUCCCUGUCCAGUUUGUUUUCAAAGUGGAUCCUGCAGCUCCGUCCUGCACAGCAGGUGAAUAUCUGCCCAGGUUUCUGCCUCCAACUCCUGAACAUGGAGCUCAGUUCUUCAUAAAAGUUACUGAGACGAUAGAAAUCAACAUCAGAGCAGAGGCGACUCAGUCUGAGAUCACUGAGCUCCUGUUCAGCGGACCGAUCAAGAUGAUCAAAAGUUCAUCUGGUUCAGGAUAUUUCAUCCUAAAAUGGACGCCGUCUGCCAUUGAUGAUGAAGAAAGCCAUCCCAUCUGUUUUGUUGUCCAGGCAACUGCCUCCAGUUCUAUCUACCAGUCUGAGUUUUGAUGUGUUAUUGUGACGGUUGGAAACAUACCCACCAUGGAACCUACAAGUCCUCCUCCGAAAACAUGAUCUCUUGUUCUUCCAGCUCGUCUUACGGUUCUGAAGCUGAAGAUCUCGACUACGCUGUCACUGAAAGACAACAAGGAUGAAAUCGAGAAAGCGAUUAAAGAUGAACUGAUCAGACGAGGGCUGCCUCCAGACAUAAAGGUCCGCCUGCUGAGCGACGGUUCAGUGAAGGUUAAUAACUAACCGCCCCCUAGUGGCUAACAAUGAAA